Messenger RNA from Phragmites australis (common reed), 3174 nucleotides. RefSeq names its product receptor-like protein 46. Gene Ontology annotation, molecular function: protein binding. Lineage: Eukaryota; Viridiplantae; Streptophyta; Magnoliopsida; Poales; Poaceae. The record is from RefSeq and is a predicted model, not a curated record.
AUGACAGAGCUGAAGUUCAUGGACUUGGAGCAGAACCAUUUGGAAGGGGAGCUGCCGGGGACCCUCACUCAUCUUGUACACCUUAGAACCUUGUAUGUAUCAAACAAUCAACUCUAUGGCCACAUCACCACGCAGCUCGGGAACCAGAGCAAUCUAGUUGACCUCGACAUUUCCAGCAACAAUUUCUCGGGGACUUUACCACAGUCCAUUUGCACAGGAGCACUGUAUACAUUCCGGGCUAGCAGCAAUGGAAACCUCAACAUCACCGGGGCAAGUCUCAACGGGACGCUUGCCGGACUGGACUUCUCCGCUUUCCCUCACCUGGAGAGCCUUCAUCUGGAGUCCAAUGACCUGUACGGCUCCAUCCCGGAGGAGAUCGGCAACCUGACGAGCUUGACUUCGUUGUGGAUCAUGCAUGACGAACAUUUAACGGGGGAGAUCCCGCGUAACAUCGGAAAGCUGAAGCAGCUCGUCGUGAUAGAGUUGUCAAAAUCGGGGCUUAAUGGUGCGAUCCCUGCCGAGAUUGGUAACCUGACAAGCUUGGAAGAACUGUCUCUCUGGGGGAACAGUCUGACGGGCUCAAUCCCACCAACAAUUGGGAGGCUUGAGAAGCUCAAGAAGCUUGAUCUGAGUUUCAACAAUUUGACAGGGAGCAUCCCACUAGAGAUUGGCAACAUGACAGAGCUGAAGUUCAUGGACUUGGAGCAGAACCAUUUGGACGGGGAGCUUCCGAGCACCCUCUCUCUCCUUGUAAAACUUAAAUCCUUGUCUGUGUCAAACAAUCAACUCGAAGGCCACAUCACCACGCAGCUCGGGAACAAGAGCAAUCUAGUUUGGAUCGACAUUUCCGGGAACAACUUCUCCGGCACUUUCAUUUGCACAGGAGCACUGUAUGCAUUCUGGGCUAGCAGCAAUGGGUUUGCAAACCUACAUCUACAUGACCUGAACUUUCAGAACUGCACGUCCCUGCAGCUUGUUGGAUUUGCAGCAAACAAUAUUCUUGGAGACCUCAGCGAAUGGCUUGGUACACUUCCUAAACAACUUAACCUCCUGUAUCUCGAACUAGAUCAAAACAAAAUCACCGGUAAAAUACCUCCAACACUUGGAAAUAUGACUAACCUAAUAUACCUCAACCUGGGACAUAAUCUACUCACCGGCACAAUUCCUCCGGAACUGGGGAAACUGAUUGAAAUUAUCACACUAAAUUUGAGUUACAAUCAUUUGUUAGGCCCCCUUCCUCCAACCAUGCGAAACCUUUCUUCUCUCAGAUUGCUGGAUUUGUCAAAUUGUAGCCUUACUGGUCCAGCAUACAACCUUUUUAUUACUGAUCAUUCCAUUUUUUCAUCAAAUAUCUCAUUUCCAGAUAUUAAGGUACUUUCCCUUUCCUCUAACUAUAUUACUGGAACCAUACCUAUGUUACUUUGUAAUGCUAACUAUCUAAGGAUCCUAGACCUGUCAAAUAAUGCCUUAUACGGAGAUCUCCCAGAUUGUUUGUGGGAGCUGCCACCUUUACAGUUUAUGGAUUUGUCUAGUAAUUCAUUCAGUGGUGUAGUUCCAUUCUCGAGGUCAUCUAACAUCACUCUUCAAUCUCUACACCUAGCCAACAACCAUUUCAAAGGCAGUUUUCCUGCUAUCAUUAAAAAAUGUGACAAGCUUAUCACUCUAGAUCUUGGAAACAAUUACUUCACUGGUGAAAUACCUUCUUGGAUAGCCGAGAGCUUGCCGCAACUCAGAUUUCUUCGAUUGUCAUCAAACAUGUUUGAUGGAACUAUACCAAAACAAAUUUUACAAUUUCGCCUGCUCCAACUAUUAGAUUUGUCAAACAACAAGCUCACUGGUCCCAUACCCGUUGAUUUUGCAAGCUUUACUGGCAUGAUAAAGCAAGAACAUGGGGCAAUCGUAUACUAUGAUGUGUAUUCCGAGCAAAUUCAACUAGUUUGGAAGAAUGAGAAUUAUGUGUACAGCAAGACAAUUGCCUUUGUUACGGGUAUUGACUUGUCGCGCAAUUCCCUUUCACAAGGAAUUCCUGAGGGGCUCGCGACCCUCCAUGGACUCAAGUACUUGAACUUGUCAAGAAAUAAUCUUUCGGAUGAUAUUCCCGAAGACAUCGGCAAUCUAGCAUUGCUAGAAUCCCUCGACCUGUCAUCUAACCAGCUGGAAGGGGAAAUUCCUCCUAGCUUUGCAGAUUUGAAGUCUAUAACAACACUGAACCUCUCGAACAAUGGCUUGUCAGGAAGGAUACCGACUGGUAGUCAGCUGCAGACACUUGUUGAUCCAUCAAUAUACAGCAACAACCCAGGGCUAUGCGGUUUUCCUUUGAAAGAAUGUGCAGGUGCAACGUCAUCACAGACUGAAAUGAGCCAGGAUGAUGAUAGAGAGGCACUGUGGUUGUAUUGCUUUGGGGUUGCCGGAUUUAUCUUUGGGUUCUGGCUAUCCUGGGGCAUCGUAUUUUGCAACGAGACCUGGAGAUAUGCACUCUAUCAGUACGUCGAUAACAUGCAAGAGAAGGUCGCAAAGAUUGCUGCAUAUCGUUGCUCCAGGGCCAGGCCCUGAAUGACGACGUGCGCCUGAUGGUUCUGAAGCAAAUGUAUUUGGCAUAAUCCAAUGCCUUAGCUCCCUUCUUAACGUUUGUCCUAGAUUGUUUGUAAUCCGGAGGACAAGCUAAAUACAUGAUUGGCAUGGAGUGAUUGGCUUAUGGCUGUUCAAACUUCAAAGUUGAAACACUUUUAAGGCCCCAUGUUUCUGAAUAGAGUAUGAUAUUUUGCUCUAGUGAAAGUAGCUACUGUAUGAACCAGAAAUCAAAAUCCAAGAGGGCAGGACCUCACCUUGAGAUGAUGCACGAGUAUAAAGGAUUCAGGGGAUGCUGGGUGCCAGCGCUGGCGUCACGCACAGAAUCCGCACGCACCUCUGCUGCUUCCCAGCUGCGCUGCUGGUCAAACUUGCAACAAACGGGGAUUACGGCCUCGUUGUUGAAUACAACAAUUGUUAUGAAUUUUCCAUGUGUUAUGCACGAAUAUAGAAAAGUUCAUGACGACUGAUAGGAGAAGUUCAGGACGACUGAUAGGAGAAGUUCAUGAUGACUGAUAGGCUCUCGGAGCAGCUUGUGAAGAUGUUGUCCUGUGCUUCUUUGCUGUGGUUCAUUCUGUACUCUAGCCAAACAUCUUCAGACUAAGA